Messenger RNA from Caenorhabditis auriculariae, 12322 nucleotides. The record is from the annotation of a GenBank genome assembly. Lineage: Eukaryota; Metazoa; Nematoda; Chromadorea; Rhabditida; Rhabditidae.
AUGGAUGACGAAGGCGACAGUUUCGAUGAUGAGAUCGUCUUUUGUAGUCAAGAGGAACAAAAGCCGGACAUUUCUCAAGUUCAAAAGUUCAAAAAGAUAAGUCUAAUGAGAUUUCGGUUCAGAGCUCCGUAGUUCAAGACUCAGACGACGAUGAGAAGCCGAACGCGGCUAAUGAGACCUACGUCGAGGAUAUUGAUGAAGGGGAAGAAGAGAAGCGGGAGGAGGAAGUUCCUCCGAGUGAUAUCAUCAAAAUCUUGAUCGCCACUGAUAUUCAUUGCGGCUACGCUGAGAAUAAGCCUAUUAGGUAUCGAGAAAUUCUGGGCAAAGUCCGAAAAAAAAACCUUUUCGAAGCCUUCAAACUACGGACUGUUCGUUUGAAUUCAAAGGGGUGCAAAAAUACCUGUAGGGCUCAAAAAUGAAUCUUUUCACUAAGAAACUACGGUGACUCUUAUUCACAGAUCGAGUUCGAACUUUGGUGAUUUAUAGACCUAGGUCAGAAUACUUGAAAAGAGAAAACUUGUUGAAAAUGGACAGAUUAGACUUGAAAAAUUUCAUGAUGGUUCUUUUUUUCUUAUUUCAUCUUUUUUUUGCAAUGGCCUUGACUGAUUCAGUUGAAAGGAACACCAAAAAUGUUGAAUCUGCAAAAAAAAAAUUUGAGAAUAUCAGUAUGCUGAAGUUUUUCAAGUCGGAUCUGCCCAUUUUUAACAAGAGCUUUUUUGUUUUCUCAUCAAGUUCAAAAUAUAAUUUUUCUUCUUUUCAAUUAUUCUGAUCUAGGUCUAUAAACCACCAAAUUUUGAACUCGACCCGUAAAUAAAAGUUGCCGUAGUGUCCUAGUCAAGAUUUUUUUCUCUGAAAAAUUUCAAGUAAAGUUAUUUUUUUAUGAUUCCAAAAUGACGAUUUUUCUGGCUCUAGAGUUAUGUGAAGCCCUCCUAAUGGAAAGUCAGAAAAAAAUCUUUUUUUCAAGUAUUUUUUUAUACUCUGCCCUUGGCCAAAAUUAGAUAUUUUUUUUUUCAGAAACUUGGACUCGAUUAACACUUUUGAAGAGGUUUUGCAAAUCGCGGUCGAGCGAAAAGUUGACAUGAUCCUUCUCGGUGAGAAACUGUCAACUUUUGAAAAAUUAUCUUUUUUUUAGCCGGUGAUUUGUUCCACGAGAACAAUCCAUCGAGAGAUUGUCAACAUCGCGUCGUUCAGCUGUUGAGAAAGUAUUGUCUGAACGAUAACGAGGUGGUUUCUUGAAAGUUUUUCUUAAGAAAAAAAUCUCAACUCACAAAUAGAAUUCCUAAUAAAUAUUGAGCUUUGAAAAAUUUUGGUGUUUUUUUGGGACCACUUUAAGCUCUCAAACUUCUUUCUUUCCUCCAGAAAAAAAUUGUAUCAAAAAAACCCGCUUUUUUUAUUUAUAGUAGGAAGGAAAAAUUAUUUCAAUUAAAAAAACAGAUCUUAGUUAAUUUAUAGCUACUUGAGUAAAGAAAAAUAAAAAAAUUAAUGUUUCUUAGGCUUUUUAAAGAUUGAAAGUGUUUGAAAAAAAUUAUAAAAGAAAAAAAGAAAAAAAUUCGAUUUUUUUGUAGUUUUUUUAAUCGAUAUAAGCCUAAUAAAAGUUUGUGUUUUUUCUUCAAUUUCAAAUAGUUGUAAGCUCACAAUUCUCUUCUUUAUUAGGGCUGGGAAAUGUUGCUUUCAUUGCACUUUUCCAUUUUACUUCUGCCAUUUUCAGUUCAAAUGUGUUAAUUUCCACAGGUCUCUUUGGAAUUCCUAUCCGAUCCUUCAGUCAACUUCUCUCAGAGCCAUUUCGGCAGGGUCAAUUACUAUGUAAGUUUAAAAUUGCCGAAAUAAGCCUAUUUUCGGGCUCUUUACCUUGAAAAUUGAAUUCAAAGAUCUUUUUUUUUUGUCCGAAAUACCUUUUAGAAGGCAUUUUUCGCUUCUGUCUUGUUUUAUUUCAACUACUUAUAUUCUUCCCGUAAGUAGUGACUAAAUCUGUUUUUAUUAUUUCUAUAAAAAAAAAGUCAUUUCAGGACGCCAAUAUCAAUGUCGGCUUGCCGGUUUUCACUAUCCAUGGUAAUCACGACGAUAUGGCUGGAAAAGUGAGGGAAAUCUAAUGAAAUCGAGAAAUAAAUCAACGAUUUUCAGGGCCUCACAGCGUUGGAUCUUCUACACGAAUCCGGUCUUGUGAAUUUGUUCGGAAAACAUGAGAAUUGUGACGAGUUGGAGGUUGGGAUAUUCCUGUGUUUUUGAAAACUUUGAAACUUUGAAACUUUUAUUCAGUCUUUAGAGAAGGUACUCUGCUGAAUCAUGGAAAAAUUGAAGAGUUGUUUGUCGGUUCGCGAAACUGUUGUUGAUCAAGGGUAUACGGCGCGUAGAGCAUCUCGCUUUUUUUGUGAUAGUAGUAGACGAUUUGCGAGCGUUUCCGACGAUUAUUGCUUCUCCAUGUAGGAACAGUACGGCGCCCAGCUUGUCCAGGGCUGACGGGCGUCAGAUUAAAUCCCAGACGAGAGCGGAAAUGAAGACCGACCUUUCGGGCAGUAGAAAUAAUAAAGUUAUCAAUUUUUAACUGAUGAUAUAAACUCGUGGAAUGAAAUUUGCGAUUUUUGAAUUUCUUUCGUUGCAUAUUUUCAUUUCGAGAUAUUUUUAGAAUAGGCCUAUGUUGCUGAAUAAAGUUCGAGUUGAUCCUAAAAAUUGAGAUUUCCGAUGACUAUUGAAAUCACUUCUUUUAUAAAGGCCCACAUGAAUCGAAAUAUUUUUUUAAUAAUUAUUUUAAAAUGUCUGGGAAAUUCGCUAAUUUUUUUUUCUAACCUUUUUCAUACGGCUAGGGAACCUUCCUGCGAAGUUUCCGAAUAGUCCCUUUCCAACUUUUUUUUUCCUCGAUUAACUCUUCUUUUUGAAGUAGUUGAUUUAUGAUUAAAACACAAAGAGAUAGAAAAAAAUGCUAACAGAUUUUCCGAAAAAAAUAUAGGGAAAAUAGGGAUUCGUCGGAAACUGCUCUGUCGGAAAGUUCAAUGGCGAUAUGAAAAAGUCGGAAAAGUCUACGUUAAUAAUUUCGUUGGCUUUUUCAUACCACCGAUUUUCUCACUUUCUGACGUUUUAUUUCUUUUUUGUUUCCGAAUAUAUUUUAAAAAUGCCAUCAACAAAGCUAAUUCCAAUACGUUUCAAUGACUAAUCAUAAAGAAUGCAAUGUAUCAAAUAGCUAUUACGGGACGCUUCAGUUUUAACACAAAAAAAUCUAUAUACCUUUUUUAAAAAAGUGAAAUUGACUGAAUUCCAUGAUGCCAAAAAGAAGAAAAAGAAGUGAACGAAGUUUAUUAUACUUGUUAAUUUCAGGCCAAUCGAACGGCGACUUUUUCGAUCUUCUCAUAUCGCUAGGGAACUUUUUCGAAUAAUACUUUUUCCAACUUUUUUUCUCGAUAAAAUUUUUCGUUUCGAAUCUUCCUAUAUAAAAAUAGGUAGUUGAUUUUUUUGAUCAAAACACAUAGAAAAAGGAAAAUAAUGUUAAUAUAUAUUUAAUGAACCGGAAAAUAUAGGAGAGAAUAGUCGGAAAGUUCAAUGGUUUUUUUUUUCUAAACGUGAUUUUUUGUCACCUCAAAAUUUCAAUUUGUUUUUUUGGUGCUUUCUCAUUCAAUAACUUUUCUUGUUUCUAGAUCUCUCCUAUACUACUGCGAAAAGGAGAAACCCGCUUGGCCUUGUAUGGUAUUGGAAGCCAGAGGGACGAUCGGCUUUGUCGGGCUUUUCAGGUCUUUUUUUUUUUAUUAAAUUCCAUUUUUCGUGCUUUUCAUUCAAUAGAAAUGUUUCCUAUUGCAUUUUGUGAAUAUUUAUUUUUUCAGAAAGAAACGAUCAAUUUCUUGCGACCAACAAAUGGCGCCGAAGAUUGGUUCAAUCUCUUGACCCUGCAUCAGAAUCGGCCACAGAGGUACUGGAAAUUUCGCUUUUUUAUGCCUUUCUUUGUAAUUUCGUAUCUAAGUGUGUUUUUGUAAGUUUAAUUUUAAAAAAAAAGACUUAUUCUGUUCACCUUGGACUUGGUUUCUUUAAAAAGCUUCUUUUGCGAAAAUCAUAAAUGGGCAAGUACAGAACCUAGUCAGGUUGAGAAGAGGUAGGCUUACAAAAAUUUCACAAAAUUAGAAUCAAAAUAAAGUUUCAACUAGGGAUGUAGUUCCGGUCAUAAUAAUAAAUGAUUAACCCUCAGGGAGGUAGUAUUAAAUUUGAUAUGAAAAAAAUUGGAAGGACUUCAAAAAUGGUCUGCUUAUAGAGAAUUUUUGAAGGAAUUACUUGUUGUAUAACGAUUCUACCAAGAAAUUAAUGUACUUCUAUGAGUUUUACUUCCCUGGGAAGAUUUGUGAAUUUUUGUGUUAAAACUGAAGCGUCUCGUAAUAGCUAUUUGAUACAUUAAAUUCUUUAUGAUAAGUCUUUGAAACGUAUUGGAAUGAGCUUCUUUGAUGAGUUGACCAAAAUGAUUUAAGUGUUUUUGAGAAAUGGAACGUCAGAAAGUGAGAAAGAUAACGUAAAUUUCGGAGAGGCAGGUAUAAUAUUUAUUAGGAAAUUCGUGGAAUGAAGCUGUUUUGCUUUCAAAAAUGAAAUUUAAAAUUUUUCGCCAAUUUUAGAGCCGUCCAUCGUUCCACCGGCGCCUACCUGCCGGAACAAUUCAUCCCUUCUUUUUUCGAUUUAGUUGUCUGGGGACAUGAACAUGAAUGUAUUAAAGGUAAGAAUAAUUCUGAAACAGUUAAAUUCGCCGUCGUUCAUUUUUCAGGUUGUUUCGUUUUAAGUUCAAAAAAUAAGCAAUCAAAAGAAGUCUGUAAUCGAAAAUUGAAGGAAUAGAAGGGAAAUCUGUUUUAAGCAAGAAAAACUGCUUUAAAGUUCAACUUGAUUUAUUUUUUUACUAGAGAUAGAUCAACUUGAAGAAAAAGCAUACCCAAAAAAAUUAGGACAACGAAAAACAAGAGAUUUUUUAAGCCAUUUUGCGUGGAAACUCGACCCGUUUUGACUAUUUUUGUGUUAAAACUGAAGCGUCUCGUAAUUGCUAUUUCUUGAAUUGAAUCAUUUAUGAUUAGUCUUUGAAACGUUUUAGAAUGAGCUUCUUUGACGCCGUUUGAUAUUAAUCUCAUUUUAAAAAUUCUCCUUUUUUUCACUGAAAAAUCGGGAACGAAGUACUGAUUUGAACAGAUCCCAAGUACAAGGCUUCAUCGGAAAUCGUUGGAGACGGGUUUUAUAUUCUACAGCCGGGAUCAACUGUGGCGACUUCUCUCACAGCGGAUGAAGCCAAACCGAAGCAUGUCUUUGAAGUAAAGGUAAAUUGGAUGGAAAAGAAACUUGAGAAAGUCCAAAGAAUGGAUAAACAGACAUUGAAUGAACAUUUUGUGAAGGUGUCGAUAAUUAGUUUUAAAAAAAAAUUUCAUAAUGAGUGGAUUUUUAAUUUUUUUUUUUUUAGUUGAUGAGUGUAAAAAUGCUCACGAGGAUCUUCAGAUUGCAGAAGUUGAAAGCGAAAAUAGUAAAAUUUUGAGAUCAUAAGUGAUAAUUUUCGAACUUUAUAUUCAUUUCAAGGAGCAGGUUAAGAGAAAUUUCUUCGAAUAUUAUGAAUUUUGUGACCCGUUAAAAACUAGGAAGAGUUUAUAGUUUCUAUGACUAAGUUCAUAUUAGGACGUGUAAAAUGAAUUGAGUUGUGAGAGAAUGGAAAAAAAAAAUAGAAAGUGAGAUUUCUGUAUUGUAGAACAGUUCAUGGUGAACUUUCAAGAGAGUAGAAUCUCGGAAAUUUUUCUGGAAUUUUUCCGUAAAAAAAAACUAUAAAAACUCAGAUCCGAGGCCGAAAGUUCGCCUGCAAGCCGAUUCCACUUCAAACUACGCGACAAGUCCUGGUCGACGAGAUCGUUCUGGACAAAGUGGAGCCGCCGUUUCGGCUCCCGGCGACUGGAGUCCGACCUCCGCCGUCUCAGGGACCACUCCCGGUACUGGAAAAAUGAAGGAAAAUUGCACUUUUGGUAGCAUUUCUAUUGAAAAAGCAGUCCAACUUGUCUAAAGUUGCUCAAAUAUCUGCGUUAAUUCGUUAGAUGCGCGAUAAUCUUUCUGGAACAGGAACUGGGGGAAAGUUCUUUUUUUUUUACGGAAUUUCAAGCUUGAAAACUUGCAAGAAGGUUUAUAGUUGAAAAGAGAUCAGUAGGCCCCUUGAUGAUCUAGAGGCAGGUCCUAGACGUUUCAAGCUUUAAUAUAUCCUAGUUUUUGAUUUAAAAAAAAGGUUUCAAGGUUGAAGACAGCCAUCAAAAAAAGACUCUUAUGAGACUUUGAGAUGGUCAAAAAUUGUAAAUAUGUGUACUUUGACUUUUAACAUAAGAUUGAAAAGUUUACCAUACGAUAUUGUGGCUAAACUUUAUGAAAUGCUCGGCUACGAAAUGAAAUUACCUUUAUUUUGGUAAUUUUCUUAUUUUUCAACUGGUUCAACUGCUCAAAUCGGAUCAAAUUGAACAAAAAGGCAAAUUCCAAUACCUUGAAUUUUUGAACUCUCCGCGUAAGACCACGGAUUCGAGUCACGCGCUUAAUUUAGAUGAGGAAGGUGCGAAAACCGGCACGGGUCGGUUGCACCCGGAUAGGGGGAUAUAUAAACGAUCGCCCCAUGUGACAUUCCGUUCUUCCGAGAACAUAUACUAAAAUUGGAACAAUACAGAGAAGAUUAGCAUGGCCCCUGCGCAAGGAUGACACGCAAAUUCGUGAAGCGUUCCAAAUUUUUUGCACCUUUUUAACUUCCAAAAUUUUGUUAUCUUGGAAGUAGUUUCAGGACAUACGCAAGAAAUUAAAACUUAUGUCCGGAAGAGUUUCUUUGAAAACAAUUCCAAAAAGAAAAAACAAAUCCAAGUUUUGAUCUUUGGAGAUCAAAUUAACGAAAAUAAAGUUGAUUUUAAACUCAAUGAAGUAAACCGAAAGCAGAUCUUCCUUACUUUUACCUGAGUUGUAAAAUAACAUAAAGAAAAAAAAAAUCAAAUUUUGGAUAAAAAAGCAAAAAGUUUGGAACGCUUCACGAAUUUGAGUCCAUCCUUGCGCAUUGCAUGCCGGGCCAUGCUUUUCUGUAUUGUUCCAAUUUUAGUAUAUGUUCUCGGAAGAACGAAAUGUCACAUGGGGCCAUCGUUUAUAUAUCCCCCUGUCCAGGUGCAACCGACCUGCGCCGGUUUUUCGAACCUUUGUAGUCUUUUUAGUGACUCAAGAUCCCGGUCUUUUUGAGACAGAUCAAGGUCUCUGAAGUUUGUUUUAGAUUUUUAACAGUACAAAAGUAUUUUUACUACGUUUCAUGAACUUUUAUCUAAUUUUUGAAAGUAAAAAAAUUAUGCAGGACGAGUCCGGCAUCAUGGAGAAGCUGAACGAGAUGAUCAAAGAAGCAAGGAAGGCCCGAGGUCCUAAACAACCGGAAAUGCCUUUGAUUCGGCUCAAAGUUACUUAUGCUGGAGAAUGGGCAAGGAUGCAGGUGAUUGAACUAUUUUUAGAUGUAAUGAAAGCCCUGAAAAAUUCAAAGAUCAAACAUUUUUUGGGAGUUGGACUAUCUUGUAGAGCCGGAAAAUCGAACAAACUAAGAAACUCCAGAGUGGUCCCUAUGGGGCCCCUUAGAGGGUCUCCUCUAGGGGGUCUAGGAGCCACUUUGCCAACCUUAUAGGGGCCACUAAAGCUUGCAAAAGUGGUAUUUAAAAGGGUUUUUAGUUAGUGUGGCCCCUAUAAAGGACAUGCUAGUAGAAAAAAAAUUGUUAUGAACUCUAAGCGAAGAAGAAUUUCCAUGGGAAAACCAAGCUUUAUGAAUGAAUUUGAUAGACCGCUAUACGGUUCACUUGAGCUUCAGGGGCUAAGAGGUCAGACCCUAAAUCCCUAUAGGGACCACCUUAAUUUUACUUCUAUAAGGACCGCUUUUUCGGCCCCUAUAGGGGUUUUUCCUCCUUAUCCCUAUAGGGACCGCUCUGAAAUUCCUAAGUAAGUUUUGGUGGUAUGAAAAAAACACCAGCGAAAAUUCAAACGCCGACUUUUCCGAUUUUUUCAAAUCGCUAGGGAACUUUCCGACGGCCACCUUUCCGACGAAACUUUUUCCGACUUUUUUUUCUCGAUAAACUCUUCGUUUUACAUCUUCCUAUAUAAAGUAGGUAGUUUGUUCAUACUUAAAACACAAAGAAAUAGAAAAAAAAUGUUCAUAGAUGUUUUAUAAACCGAAAAGCAUAAGAGAAAAAAGUCGGAAAAAGUUUCGUCGGAAAGGUGGCCGUCGGAAAGUUCCCUAGCGAAAUGAAAAAAUCGGAAAAGUCGCCGUUUGAAUUUUCGCUGGUGUUUUUUUCAUACCACCAAGAUUCCGUGUCUUCAUGGCCUCAUUUUCGUUUGAAUUUUGAGCAAAAUUUAACUUAUUUGAAACUUUGAAACUUUUGAAACUUUUAUUCAGUCUUUAGAGAAGGUACUCUGCUGAAUCAUGGAAAAAUUGAAGAGUUGUUUGUCGGUUCGCGAAACUGUUGUUGAUCAAGGGUAUACGGCGCGUAGAGCAUCUCGCUUUUUUUGUGAUAGUAGUAGACGAUUUGCGAGCGUUUCCGACGAUUAUUGCUUCUCCAUGUAGGAACAGUACGGCGCCCAGCUUGUCCAGGGCUGACGGGCGUCGGAUUAAAUCUCAGACGAGAGCGGAAAUGAAGACCGAUUCUUUGAAGAUUCUAACUCAUUUCUACCACCCCGAGUGGUCGGUCUUCAUUUCCAACUUAUUUAAUGAGGUUUUAAUAAAGUUCUAAAAUUUUUAUGAACUGGAACCUUGAACUAUCCAUAAGUUAAAAAACGAAAUCGAUACAUGAUGAAAUCGUCCUUUUUUUCUACUUGGCUCUUAUUUUCAGCCAAUCAACGCCGUAAGGAUCGGGAGCAGGUACGAGGAUGUUGUGGCCAACGCCCUCGAGAUGAUUUCGAUUAAAAAAGUUGUUCUCCUGUAAAAUCUGGGACAUUUAUCAAAAUAUUUUCUAAGAAGUCCGAUCGGAAAAAGAGACACAAAGAGGAUGAUUCUUCGGAGCCGAUGGGCAAUGUUAGCGCUGCAAAUUUGCAGCUUGUCGUGAGUUUCAUCGGUUUUUUUUUCUUCUCAAAAAAAAUUCUUAACCGCACGGUAUGUUCAGUAGUUGUUCAAGAUGAGAAGAAGGCAUGGAAAAUUGAUAAUUCAUUACUAGACUAGCGAUUACAGAAAAGUCCAUUUUACUUGGAAUUUUCAGAAAUUGGACCCGAAUACUUUUCAAUGCACUGAAUUCAGGUUCUUUGAAAUUCUCAAACCGGGAAAGCUCGCUCCUUUUUGAAAAAAUAUAGCAACCCAUUUCCUUACUACGAGAUUUCACUACGCGCAUAACCUAGACUAGGAAGGUGCGAAAACCAGUGUAGGUCGGUUGCACCUGGACAGGGCUAUAUAUAAACGAUGGCACCAGGUGACAUUCCGUUCUUCCGAGAACAUAUACUAAAAUUGGAACAAUACAGAGAAGAUUAGCAUGGCCCCUGCGCAAGGAUGACACGCAAAUUCGUGAAGCGUUCCAAAUUUUUUGUCUUGUUUUGUAUAAAGUUUCUAUUUUUCUAAACGCCAUAAAAAUCUUUUGAAAACGUAAUAAUCUGAAAUAUUGGGCUACACUUUCUUGAUAACUAGGAAGUUCGAGUUUUAAGAUUUUCAAAACCUUUAUCCAAUACAUGGAAAGGUAUUCUGGUCUAAUUUGAGGAGAUGGCAAGUUAACUGGACUUUCUUUUUAGCUACAAGUUCAGUUAAAGUUUACCAAACUAUUACAAGGAAAACGCAAGGUCCGCUUAAGAAUUCGAUGAAAUUUGGCUUAGUUAUUCAAGUUAUUUCAAUAAAAACUAUGCCUUGAGCUUUUUUAUGUAGUUAUGAAACCUCAAAGACGCCAAAAAACCUUCUUUUCCUUCUUUAUAGUUGAAAAUAUUUCUUUGCAGCAAAAUGAAAAUCGUUUUUGGUUUCUGAUGCGUCAUUAAUUUACAGAAAACACUCUUUUCUAUGCUGAGUUAGAAUCACGAUGUCAUAAAGUAAGCCAUCCUUCAUCAAAUCGUCAACCGGUCGCAUUUUGCGUUUUCUUGUAUAAAGUUAAAAAAACUGUUUUUUGCAUCUUUAAUGUAAGAAUAUGUACAUGUGCAAUUGACUUUCAUUGAUUUAAUUGUGUUUAAACGGCGGUAGGAGAUGUGGCUUAGGCAGAGAAGUUGUGAAUUUUGCUCGUAGAACAUCAGGUACAAGAGAGGUCGUAGGCAGAAGUACUUUACCAAGUCCUAAUUGAAGUCGUAUUUGUCAUCAUCUUCUCAGAUCGCCGCCCAUUUCAACUCUUUGCCAGUGGAACAACGAAUGACGGUUUUGAAAGAUAGUGGAAUCGGCAGAGCUUUGGAAAUUUAUGCCGAUGGGGAGGUUAGUUUUUCGAAAAAAUACAUUCAAAAAUCAAAAUAAUGUUCAGACAGAAACCACAGCGUCGAGGUCGAAUACUGAUUUCGUUGCGCAGAUCAAUGUAUUUUUUUAUCGAUUCGAUUGAAAAAAAGAAUUAUUUAUAGACCCAAAUCGAUUUCGUCCGGAACAAGCUCAAAGAAAUGCCCGAACCGCCUGUGGAAGUCAUGGUUAAAUAUUAAUUUUUUUAAAAAAAUAUACCGUAUAAAAAGUGAUAUUUUUAAGGAAGACGGCCAAAUCGACUUCUUCUCGUUCCAAGCCGCGAUUCAAAACGAUUUGAAAACGAUGAAGGCCAUUUUUUACGAGGUCGGCGAGAACAAUUUUCAAAGAUUUUGACUACUCAAAUACACUCAUCAAAUAAGUAUCGAAGUAGAGAAGAAAAUAAUUAUUUAAGAAAGCUGAACUCGAAGUGGGAUUUUUGAGAUCAAUCUAUAAGGUUGGCUGGUUAGAAAUAAUGCCGUGUUCAAAGUAAUUUUGCGAAAUGCAAAAUGAUCUCUGACUCUCCAUAAUUUAGUUAUAUUUUUCAUUCUCUGACGGCUAUUUUGCAUUUCGCGAAAUUGCUUUGAACACGGCAUAAGCUUUUAGGCUUUUUCGAUUCAUAUUAUUUUUUUUCCAAGAUAAGAUUUUCAAAAAGAAUAAAGAAAGGUCGUUGGUGAAAAACCAUGCUAGCGAUUGAAAAUUAUUUUUCGGAUCUAUCAAUCCUUAUCAAGUUUUAAGGAGGUUGAACAGAUAAAAUAUCGCCUCAUUCUAACCGGCCAAACUAAUAAAUUUAUAUAGGUUAUUUGAAUUUGUUUCAAAAAUUUCAUUGGAUUCCAGAAAAAUAUUUCCUUAUCGAAUAAUUUUCUUCUUGAAGUUUCUCUGGCCUUUUUUCAUAGUUACCUAUUUAGAAUAUAAGUUCUCAUAAAAGAAUCUACUAACAUGAUUGAUUCAGUAAAAAAGACAAAAAAUUUGGAACGCUUCACGAAUUUGCGUGUCAUCCUUGCGCAGGGGCCAUGCUAAUCUUCUCUGUAUUGUUCCAAUUUUAGUAUAUGUUCUCGGAAGAACGAAAUGACACCUGGUGCCAUCGUUUAUAUAUCCCCCUGUACAGGUGCAACCGACCUGCACCGGUUCUCGCAGAUUUAUACAUUACAAUAUGGGCGACUAUUAUUUGACAACUGGUUUAAAAACCGAAUUUUUUUCUGAAGUGGUUUUCAUCUAAUAGUCAUUCAUCGCUUCGAAAUUAUGAUUUUCUCUAAAUGUUUAUUUUUUUUUCAAUAGCUUCAAAAGGGUGGGACUUAUUUUGCAGCAGUUGAUUUUGAGAAUAUAUUGACUAGGAAACGUUUUCUAGUCCCCGGAACAUUUGAUGAAGCUAUUCUGUAGUGUACUUUAGAACCUCCUGAUCGCGAAAUGAGAAGAAACUUUCUCGCGAUAGGUCUUGUAUUUGAGUAAUAACGGUCCAAGAGCUAAUAUGGCGCUUUUUGUCAUAGUUAGCGUGUUUUGAGAACUUCGAAGGUUCAUAAAUAGAAAACGAGAUCUAUUACGAAACAUUUUUUCUUGCUCUGGUAUCAGGAGGUCCUAAAGUACACUUCAGCAAAGUUUCAUAAAAAUUUCAAGGGGGUCUAAACAAUUUCCUUGUGAGAUCAGUAGUGAAUUCGUCCAUAACUGAAGGAAUUGAAAAGCGUAUAACUUGGCCUUUUCUUUCAGAAUGAGUCGAAAAACGGCGAUGAAUCCAUGUUCGACGAGUCAGCCUUCUCCGCUGCCCCGCCUCGUCGGAGCAACGAAAGCAACUUCAGUCGACGGGUUGACGACGACGAUGACGUCACUUUCCUCGGAGACGUCGGGUCGACAAGCUCCGCCAAGCCGACGAGGGGAAGAGGUCGAGGUCGAGGUCGUGGAAGGGGUCGUGGCUCUCCGAAGAAAAAAACCCCAGAAAAAAAUACGUAUUCGGAUGAUUCUUUUUGA